AUGUAAUAGUAGUAGCAAUACGAUUCUGGUGCGACUAGCAACGUUGGUGAAAUAAUUAGCGUUGUUGUCGUAGAAUAGGAAACUUAUUUUUUCAGAUAUACUUUUCCUAUCUACAGAGCACUAGCUGUGUUUGUGCUCUAUGUUGGAAUUUUAGGUAUCAAUGAAUUAAUCUUCAACGAAUAUAAAAUCAAUUACCAGAAACUACUAAACAUAGAUUUUUCAAUCAAGCCCAAGAGAGUUAUAAGGAAGGUUCUUGUAUUUUUGUUUAUAUUUUUUGUGUUUUUUAUAUGGUACUAACUGGAGAUCGAUAUUCUAGACGAGUCUGAUUAAAUUUCCAAAGUAUUCGAUGCUAUCGAAAAGGAAUACUUAGGCAUUGUGCUUUGGAUUCUCUGCAUAGCUUAUUUUUUGUUUGUUGGAAGGCAAACUUGCCUCUGGGCUGCUCAUACUUUUCUACAGAGUCUACUUAGUCCUUUCCGUCCCUCUACUGUUCCAUUCCAACUAGGAUUUGCUACAGAUCAAAUUGUAUCAUUAGUAGGACCUUUAAAAGAUGCUGAAUAUACUCUUUGUUACUACUCAUCAGAUUAUCAAAGUGUUGAUUAGCUCAAUUAAUGUAAAAAAACUCCUGUUUUACUCUACAUCGCAUUCUUUCCAUUGUUAUUACGUAUGGGAUAGUGCUUGAGGAAUUGCUAUUAAAAAAGAGACUAUAAAGGACCUGAUAUGCUUAAUAUGAUUAAGUAUUUUUUAUCAGUCUUAGUAGUUUAUUAUUCUCACGUUGCAGCAGGAAAUCAAAAAUAUUUAGAUAUUUGGAUCUUCUUCGCUGUUAUCAGUACAGUUUAUUCUUAUGCAUGGGAUAUCAAAAAAGAUUGGAAUCUUGGAGAUACUCGCCAUGGCUUUUUACGUGAAAAAAUUAUAUACAAAAAACCCCACCUUUAUUAUAGUGCAAUGGCUUUGAAUUUUGGAUUGCGUUGUAUGUGGGUAUUCACUAUUUCAGGUGGUGUUGUAAAUCAUUUUGACAUAAAAAGAGAAUCUUUCAAAUUUCUAAUUUAUCUGCUGGAAGUUAUCAGACGUUGCAUUUGGAAUCUUCUGAGAAUGGAAAAUGAAUAAAUUAAUUAAAAGUUAGAUUAGCAUUUUAAUUUUAUCUUUACUCCAGGAAAUAAAUCAGUUAACCAUGAAAGCAUAAGAUCAUCUAUCGAAAUGAGUUUGUUGAAUUUCCAUUCGAAAACAAGCUCUAUGAAAUCAAGUCUUCUUUUGCAGAGUGAUAUCUGUUGA
This is a messenger RNA of Tetrahymena thermophila SB210, 1269 nucleotides long. Its product is annotated as EXS family protein. Gene Ontology annotation, cellular component: plasma membrane; cytoplasm; Golgi apparatus. Gene Ontology annotation, biological process: cellular response to phosphate starvation; phosphate ion transport. The transcript has 3 exons. NCBI's taxonomy places the organism in Eukaryota, Ciliophora, Oligohymenophorea, Hymenostomatida, Tetrahymenidae. Gene Ontology annotation, molecular function: inositol hexakisphosphate binding. The record is from RefSeq and is a predicted model, not a curated record.